Symbiodinium natans is the source of this 1308-nucleotide messenger RNA. The record is from the annotation of a GenBank genome assembly. NCBI's taxonomy places the organism in Eukaryota, Dinophyceae, Suessiales, Symbiodiniaceae.
AUGUCUGCCCUCGACACUGCACCGACCCAGCCGUGCUUGGAAAGCCAGGCUUCGGGAGCAUCAUUGUUGCUUGCAGAAACGCAAGUGUUGCCAGGAUCGACUAGUGAGCUUUCAGCAGAAGCGCCCCUGGCCCCAAGUGCAAGCUCAGCAGCCGCAGCGAAGCAUGCAGCUGACGCCAACCCACCUGCAGAAGACAAGCCGAAGCUCACCCCAGAUGCCCUCAAGCUAGCUGUGGCCAACUUUGCACAGCACCACCAGCUAGAGCCCAGCACGGUUAGUGAGGAGAUGCUUCACGCGUCCGAAGAAGGCGCAGUGCACUGGGCGACGCUCUCACUCGACAACAGCGCCCGCGGUCCGGGAGCCCAAGCCCUAGGACGUGCGCUGAAACAUCGACCCGACCUCAAGGCUUCCUAUGGCAUCUUGACGGAGUUCUGCUACACAUGGAACUCGUGGCUGGAAGCAGACACGUUCUUCUGGGUUGAGAGCCUUGUGAAGACCAGCUGUUUGCAAGCUUGGAAGUCCGUUGUUACGGUACAGUCUACUGAGACAGUGCCAGGCUCCUGGUCCGAGCGGGGCUUGAGGCUACAAGAUGUCUCUGAGUCUGAAGUGAGAAGCUCCACUGAAGGACUGCAGUAUUGGGCUAGCUUGUACACAGAAACCCCGGAAGCCCGUCCCAAGCCCACAUGUGAUGGCACCAACGGUGGAGGCGUGCCUCCGCCGCGCAAGAGAGGGUCUUUGCCGCCAGCGCAGCCCAAGGAGGCAGACCAGCAGGCGGGGCCAGCGCCUGUUGAAGGCGAGGAUCCUCCGACAAAGAAGUCACGGAAGGCAGGUGAUGGCACCUCUGCCAAGAAGGAGCGAGAGGUCAAGGAGCUGUUAGCCCAAGAGCAGGCUAGUGACAACAGUAUGACGGUGAUAGCCGCUGGCAUGACUCAGGAUCCCUCUUGGUGGUCUUGGGCCAAAGAUGUGGUCGCUACCUACCGUGUUCAUCGCACCAACGUUGUCACGCUGUACGCGGACAACGUCUUCUUUCAAAAGAUGAAAGUCGCGGCGCUCUCACCCAAGGAGUUGGCCAAGGUCAAGAAGGACUUCAGGGAUGAUUACGUGGCCAAGCUUUGCGAGUUUGUCACAAAGUUAGGGCCCUGCAUUCAGAAAAUGGCCGAGACAAGCUUCCAAGUAGAGAACAUGGCCAAGGCUAAGAGGGCAGCGUCUGAGGAAGUGCAGAGUCAGAAGAACUCCAAGCCCAAGCCCAAAAGAAAAGCGGCGCCCAAGCGCAGAUCGUCCUCUUCUAGUCUCACGGCCGCCGCUUGA